AUGUCGGAUAUCGAAAUGUCGAGAUUUGCAGCCCAGACAGAGAAGCCAAACGAGGCUGAAGCGAGUACACGAGCGAAGCCCACUGCUCUCACAUGGGACAAUCAAAGCGACAAAGGUUGCAUAUCGCCUGUGAGGUCAUUCGAAGGCCUGCGAACACCAAAUCAUGAUUCGCCCAAGUACAUGCGACACCCCUCGUCGCCUGAAAGCUCAUCCUAUCUGCCGUCUCGUAUACAUUCCCCCGCCUCUCAGAUAUUCGAACGAGACGUGGAAGAUAUAGUGCCAGCGCAGGCGUCGCCUUCGAUCCCUACGCAUAUUCGAACCGAUAACUAUAUUCCACCGGUCCUAGAAGCAUCCUCGGCCGCGAUCACAGAUGACCACCUCGAUCCAGAUUCGGUCGAGAUUGUCACACAUAGCCUACAUCAGCCAGCAGGUGGUCCAUCGGGAGAGCAGUCAAUGUCGUCUUCCAGCAUUGAUCAUCUCUUGGGCCAGCUCGAUGGAGAUGAACUCACGUCCAGUUAUGGCGCACUGGACACGGCGGACGUACGUCGGCUGAGCUUUAUUUCCUUUGCCGACGUUGUCAACGCCGAGCAUGCAGAAACAAAUGAAGCUCAUGCUGGCUUAAUAUCUCGGGGGCGCCUAGCAGAUUUCAAUCAAUCUCCGUCUCCAUUGCGCUCUCCAUCUUCUUCGCGUGGACUCGGCACUUCGCCGCCAACAAGCCGUGCGACUUCCUUCAGAGGGCUUGAUAUGUCUCCUACUCGGUUCCCUACUUCUAGUGUUGCCCAAAGCCCAAUCUCGUCCAGUUUUGGGGGCGACCUCAAUAUAGAGACCAUGCGACAGGCUUUGAGAAAAACCGCUAGUGGAGACCUGGGCGUCACAAGCCGGGCCGUGAGUACCAUAGGGGAUGACCUGCUGGAUCGUACCAUUUAG
Molecule: messenger RNA, 927 nt
Organism: Penicillium roqueforti
Lineage: Eukaryota; Fungi; Ascomycota; Eurotiomycetes; Eurotiales; Aspergillaceae
Exons: 1
Coding region: 1-927 (308 amino acids)
Source: RefSeq, a predicted model, not a curated record